This is a messenger RNA of Mixia osmundae IAM 14324, 1096 nucleotides long. RefSeq lists its product as uncharacterized. The transcript is spliced from 2 exons. The record is from RefSeq and is a predicted model, not a curated record. NCBI's taxonomy places the organism in Eukaryota, Fungi, Basidiomycota, Mixiomycetes, Mixiales, Mixiaceae. The coding region runs from base 288 to 860 and encodes 190 amino acids.
AAAUCAUUCAUAUAUACAACCUAUAAGUGACCCCAGACAAGCCAAAGCAAACUCAUCAUACUCGAGGCCACUUCGUCCUCAAGUUCGCAUAUCUUGCAAAAAAAUCUCCCGAUCUGACAAAGUCAGUAAUUGCGCACACUUUGUCAACUGCGCGAUGUCUGCCCAUACGCAUCGUUCAACAUCAAAGCACGCCAACCUGGCCUGCUAGCCUAUACAACUCUCGCUUGCUCAGCUUACAUAUUUCCGGCACACAUACUUGCCACCAGCAAUCUGUCAGCUUGCACGCAAUGCGGCAAAGCGACACAAUCUGCCAGCCUGACAUAUGCAAUCUUCGCUUUUGCGUCAUCGGCACCAUUACUUGCCUGCCGCCAUUAUACGCUCAAGUCAAUAAAAGCAGCACCACAAUGUCGCUCGAGCCGGUCUCGCGACCUCACUGCUCUCCUGCUCCUAGUCACUAUACUGCUUCGCGCUGUCGCACAAGGGAGGAAUGGCACCUCUAUCAGCCUGGUCACUCUGCAAUAGCCCCUCGGGCCUGCCGCAUCCGUAUUGCAGCAAGCGCACAGCAGAGAUCGUUACCUAUCGCGCCCGAGCUAUACACAAUGCCGACUGCUCUUCACGAGCCUCGUGUCAGCCUUCAGCGGGUCGAUCGAAAUCAGAGUAUAUAUCUGUCCCGCCCAAGAUCCUGGCGCAUACUUUGCCAUUGUGACGGCUUCCAUCAAGCUUUGCACGAGCUACUCCUUGUUGAUCUUAGCUCGCGGCAUAUUUCUUUGGCUCACUACCGCUCGCUCGUGCCGCCGCCCAAUCUCCGCAGUCUCGAGAUGUCGCUCAACCGUGUCGCUCAUUCAGUCAUGCUCGAUUAACCGAAUCGGCCUUUGCCAAGUCGCACCGCUCGCUGCGAUGGCUUGCUAGGUCUCCCUCCCGCAGGCCGUCCUGAUGCGUUUGGACAGGUUCAGACGGCAGCAUUGGCAUUGAUCAUAAGGCAGCAGGCUCGGGCAGCGAUACUUCCACACCGCGCCAAGACGUCAAGUUGCAAGAGUGAGAGCGCAGAUAUCUCCUCCCCUUUCCCCCUUCCGCGAGUCUACUGCAGCUCAACGCG